UAUUAGCACCAAUUUGACGUUGACUAUACCUUGAUCAUAAGAAUAACUUUACAAGGUCAUGCUAUGUUGAUCGCUCUAAAUAAAUUAUGUCAGCUGUCAGCUCGGCAGUAUCGUCUCUUGUCACUCAAUCACUCCCGCCGGUUCGGUUGCUGCAGGGUGCGGAACAAGGGUACGGAAACCAGCACACUACUUGCAUUCCAGCUUAAUAUUCAGCAACCAGCAACCCUUGCGUUGAUCGCGCACUCACCGCAAAUUUGCCCUCGAUUCUGUGUUCAUCCUAGAUUCUUUUGAACGCAGAUUAUUUCCGACCCGCAAACUUUAAAAGGUACGCUGUUCCGCGCUGAUUAUAAUUUCCUGCAACCUGAAAAUGCAAGCCCUUGCUGCCGCACAUGGCCAUGAGCCGUAUCAAGUCCUUGAAGAUGGGAAAGUUUAUUUCCACUUCGAAGCGGAGAAUUUCGAAAUAGCGGCUUCCUGGAAAUCAACGCAGCGUGCAAAAAUUUGCUACGAAGCUCUCCCUGAAAUCCCUGCCAACGAAAUCAUUUUUGAACCGACGCAGUUGAACAUCGUCCUUGAUGAUGAUGAUGAUGUAGAGCAUUUUCAAGGCCUAUGCGUAAACACUCGGCCUGCAGCUGGACGCCUGCACCAUUUUUUCAACUCUCAUAACUUUGACAUGGAUGCUACUUAUGAUGAAAAAAUUCAUUUCAACCUUACAUACUGUUUCCCACCGAUGCCAACAAUGCAGAUUAACCAUCAACCCCGAGAUGUUCAGCAGGCCGGCCAUCAAGUUGGGCAAGAACCAGCAGCCCAAGGAGCAGCAGCCGAUGAUGGCGACGAAGACGAAAAUGCUGAAGAGGCUGGGCCAAGGAGGCGCCGUCGCCGUACCAAUGGCUGGAAUUUCUUCCGCCAUCGAGAAGCUCAACUACAUCCCGGACGUUACACCAGCAAAGAAUUGCAAGAAAGAUGGGCUGCCAAGACCGCUGAGGAAAAAGCAGCGUAUAUUGCCAAUAUUGGGCAUGACUAGGUAACAAUUUAAAAUUCUGAGGAAAUUAUUUGUUUUUUAAGGCAAAGAAGUCUAUCUUCAAGACUGAUAAACAGGCUGCAUUUAAUUUAAGUGAUAUUUACAAACACUGUAAUUUAACCAGGUUUUAUCAUACCAAAGAAACUAUUUAAUUUUACUCUUCAUGAUAACUACCAAUUAAAUAAUUUUUUUCGAAUGACUUACUCGAUUGGUGUGAUAAUAAAGAAAAUAUUGUCUCUUAAAAUUUUUUAAAUUCUAACUUAUAAUGCAAAAUGAUUAAUGUAUGUUACCUAGAAUUCCGUUUUCAGAAGCAAUUCUGUUAUGAACAUUUACGGGGGUAAGAUUCUUUUGUCUGGGAAUAAUAAUAAGGAAGAUGGCCAUAUGUGUUAAUAAACUGAAUUGUGCAAAUUUUGUAUUCGUUGAUGCCAAAACUAUUUACUAAAAGUGAAUCCUUUAGUUAAAAAAUGUUUAUCAAUCAUAUUUUAGAUAUUGUGCUAAUUUCAAAAUAAUAAAAA
This is a messenger RNA of Neocloeon triangulifer, 1533 nucleotides long. RefSeq lists its product as uncharacterized. The coding region runs from base 675 to 1025 and encodes 116 amino acids. The record is from RefSeq and is a predicted model, not a curated record. The transcript is spliced from 3 exons. Lineage: Eukaryota; Metazoa; Arthropoda; Insecta; Ephemeroptera; Baetidae.